This is a messenger RNA of Spea bombifrons (plains spadefoot toad), 1064 nucleotides long. It is a transcript of the gene BPHL, whose product is annotated as biphenyl hydrolase like. The coding region runs from base 60 to 917 and encodes 285 amino acids. The record is from RefSeq and is a predicted model, not a curated record. Lineage: Eukaryota; Metazoa; Chordata; Amphibia; Anura; Pelobatidae. The transcript is spliced from 7 exons.
ACCAAUGAGCUGUCAGCGUCGCGGCCCCGCCUUCCCGGGUGCGCCAGAUACCCCUCGGCAUGUCGCUUCGUCUCUCCGUACGGCUUCUACGGUGUGCAUUAGGGGCCCGGUUAUCGCCCAAGCCUGCCGCUUGUUACUGCACUUCAGUGGUAUCGGCAAAAGUGCAAGUUAAUGGGGUCGGCCUACAUUACCAGCGCGCGGGAUCGGGAGAUCACGCUAUUCUGCUGCUUCCUGGGGCUUUAGGAAGCAGUAAAACAGAUUUUACCCCACAGCUCUCAUCCUUGAAUAAAAGGCUCUUUACAGUCAUUGGGUGGGAUCCUCGGGGAUACGGAUGCUCCAUCCCGCCAACACGAGACUACCCUCCAGAUUUUUUUGAAAGGGAUGCAAAAGAUGCCGUAGAUUUAAUGCAGGCUCUCAAUUUCAAGAAGUUCUCUUUGCUUGGCUGGAGUGAUGGUGGCAUAACUGCACUUAUAGCAGCGGCGACAUACCCUUCCCUAAUCAACAAACUUGUUAUCUGGGGAGCCAAUGCCUAUGUGUCUGAAGAAGACUUACGACUUUAUGAUGCUGUAAAAGAUGUAUCAAACUGGAGUGACAAGAUGAGGAAGCCUAUGGAGGAUCUUUAUGGAGAAGAGUACUUUGUCAAGACAUUUAAAGCAUGGGUUGACUCUAUGAGUAAUUUUGCUAGCAGACCUGGCGGUAAUAUUUGUCAACACCUUCUUCCCUUCAUUGAGUGUCCAACUUUGAUCAUCCAUGGACUGAAGGAUGCAAUGGUCCCACUCUUUCAUGCUCACUUUUUACACCAGCAGAUAAAAGAUUCAAGGUUGCAUAUAAUGCCAGAUGGCAAGCAUAAUCUUCAUCUACGCUAUGCAGAGGAAUUCAACAGACUAGUAGAAGAAUUUCUUUUGGCAACACAGUAGUAUUACACAGCCAAAGGCUAGGCAACUGCUUGAUCCAUUUUAUAUAAUUAAUAGCUGAUGUAUUUUUUUUUUAAUUGGGACUGAAUAUGAAUUUUGUUUGGUUUUUUUUAUGUUGAAUUGAUAAUGUUUAUGUUCUCCUUUUUGAGA